This is a messenger RNA of Humulus lupulus (European hop), 1627 nucleotides long. RefSeq names its product IAA-amino acid hydrolase ILR1-like 1. The transcript is spliced from 5 exons. The record is from RefSeq and is a predicted model, not a curated record. Gene Ontology annotation, molecular function: IAA-Ala conjugate hydrolase activity. Lineage: Eukaryota; Viridiplantae; Streptophyta; Magnoliopsida; Rosales; Cannabaceae. Bases 187 to 1524 code for a protein of 445 amino acids. Gene Ontology annotation, biological process: auxin metabolic process. Gene Ontology annotation, cellular component: endoplasmic reticulum.
AGAGAAGGAAUACCGAACCAUGAAUCCCGUAAAAUUAACUUCUUUCCUAUAAAUAUACAUAAUAUGAUCUAAUGUACAGAGAAAGAAAUUGAUUCUUUGCAAUUGUUUGUCUUUCUCUUGUAUGUUUCGGGGCACAUAUAUAUAUAUAUACACCUCUGUGUUACUUACACCUACCAGUUGGGCCACAUGGUGUUUCAUCAACUCAUAUUCCUAACCUCCGUUACCAUAUCUUUAAGCCUCUUUUUGAUUCUCCAAACUUGUUCUGCUGAAAAAGGCUUGAAUUCGUCAAAACCAUGUUAUGAUAAUCUGUUGAGAGACCAGAUUGUGGGGUUGGCUAAUGAUCCCAGAACGGUUAAAUGGAUGAAGAGCAUAAGGAGAAGAAUCCAUGAGAACCCAGAACUUGCCUAUGAAGAGGUUCAAACUAGUGAGCUCAUUAGGCAUGAGCUUGACCUACUUGGCAUACCGUACCGAUGGCCCGUGGCUCGAAUUGGCGUGGUUGCUACUAUUGGGUCUGGUUCUCCACCCUUUGUUGCUCUUAGAGCAGACAUGGAUGCCUUGCCUCUUCAGGAAUUGGUGGAAUGGAAGCACAAAAGCAAAAAGGAUGGCAAAAUGCACGCCUGUGGCCACGAUGCUCAUGUCACCAUGCUCCUUGGUGCUGCAAAGAUACUUAAACAACUUCAACAUGUUUUACAGGGGACUGUAGUUCUUAUAUUCCAACCAGCUGAGGAACGAGGAGUGGGUGCCAAGGACAUGAUGAAUGAAGGGGUACUGGAUAAAGUAGAGGCCAUCCUUGGCUUACACAUAUCAACUUCCUUUCCAACAGGUUCUGUUGCAGCAAGGCCUAGAGAGUUUCUAGCUGGCUGCGGUAGCUUCAAAGCAACAAUUAGCGGUAAAGGCGGUCACGCCGCUAUUCCACAACAAUCUAUUGAUCCAAUUUUGGCAGCUUCAACUUCAGUAAUUAGCUUGCAAAGCAUAGUCUCUAGAGAGAUAGACCCUUUAGAUUCACAGGUAGUGUCUGUGGCUAUGUUUCAAGCAGGGACCACCUUUAAUGUUAUCCCUGACUCAGCUACAAUAGCCGGUACUUUCAGAGCUUUCAGCAAGAAAAGCUUCAAUGCUCUAAGGGAAAGAAUAGAAGAGGUCAUCAAGGGUCAAGCAGCUGUACAUCGAUGUUCUGCUGGGAUUGACUUCUUUGGGGAGGGUCAAACUAGUAUUCCACCAACUGUAAAUGAUGAGAGAGUUUAUGAACAUGUUAUGCGAAUUUCGAGUGAAAUAGUGGGAGAAGAGAACACAAUAUUAUCCCAUACCUUUAUGGGAAGUGAAGAUUUUGCUUUCUACUUGGAAAAAGUUGCUGGUUCUUUCUUGUUUUUAGGCAUUAAAAACGAAAAGAUAGGAGCUGUUUAUUUACCACAUAGCCCAUACUUUAUUGUAGAUGAAGAUGUGCUUCCCAUUGGGGCAGCAGUACAUGCAGCUUUUGCUGUUUCAUACCUCUCAGUUUCAACCACCAAGUUACAUUCACAUUACUAGUUUACUAUACAAUUAGAUAUGUAUAUUUCUGAAAUAUCUUUUAUAUGUUUUUGUCUUUCUUCUUAAUCUAGUUGGCAAAAAGGUAUUAUAUUGUGUGCUUGUA